Messenger RNA from Pocillopora damicornis (cauliflower coral), 2053 nucleotides. RefSeq names its product TNF receptor-associated factor 2. Gene Ontology annotation, molecular function: zinc ion binding; tumor necrosis factor receptor binding; ubiquitin protein ligase binding. Gene Ontology annotation, cellular component: plasma membrane signaling receptor complex. Gene Ontology annotation, biological process: regulation of canonical NF-kappaB signal transduction; regulation of apoptotic process; signal transduction. NCBI's taxonomy places the organism in Eukaryota, Metazoa, Cnidaria, Anthozoa, Scleractinia, Pocilloporidae. The record is from RefSeq and is a predicted model, not a curated record.
CUUGGCCGUUGUUCGUCCUUCAGGACAAAGCUGCAAGCGUUUAUGCGCAAAGAAAAACGGCGCCUUGGACUUCCGUAGAGUUGACGAGAUUUCACAGAAUUGCCAGUCCACUGCCACAUCGAAAGGGUCAACGCAAAUUUCAAAACAGUAGCCUUUAUUAUUGGAUAACAGCCAUGACCUCGCAACUGGAAGCUGUUGUCGUUGGCGAGUUCUUUUCCCGAGCGGUGGGCGAAUGCGAUUGUUCGAAGAAUGGCGAUGUUUUGUCGAACGAUUCGCAACGGCUGGAAACCGAUGCCAUACAGAAAUUUUUAUCGGUCUGCUUAAAGCAAUAUUUUCACUGCUUCCCAGACAACACAAAGGAAACACCUGAGGGCAACAAUGUGGGAAGCCAAUUAAGUGCAGAUGUUUCUUGCAAAUUUUGCAAAGACGACAUGGUACCAGUUACGCUGGCUUUGAAGAAUCACCUUGACGUCUGCCCUUUAUUUCCAGUCAAAUGUCCUAACAUGUGUGGAAAGAUGGAGGUGCCAAGGGAAAAGCUUUCCAAUCAUAUCAUGGAAGAAUGCCCGAAGACCUGCGAACAGUGUGUCUAUCACGACAUUGGAUGUGCCUUCCAGGGUCCUAGAAGUGACUUGACGAAGCACCUUCAAGACAAUUCUGAGGAACAUCUACAAUUGGCUUUGGAAGUGAUCAAAGAGCAGAGAACAGAAAUGGGAAUACAGCGAGGGCGACUGAGGAAACAAGAAGAAAAUAUAAAUCAGCUGAUGGAAAGUGUCGGCAAACUGACAGCUCUGUGUGAGGAAACGCUAAAAAAUAAUGCCGACCAAGAAAAAACGAUGAAUCGAUUGUCUGAACAAUUAAAAGAGCAGAAAAAGCAUCAAUCUAAACACGAAAAGGAGUUGAGGCAGAGAAUGGCCGAAUUAGAGAAACAUGAACCGGAAAUGCCCCAGAACGGGUUAGCUCGUUAUCCAGGACUCAACGGUUACGGAGAACUUGUUUGGCGAAUUUCGAAUUUCUCCCGAAGAUUACAACGCGUUCAGUCGGGACGCGGCGAAGACCCAAUGACAAGCGAGCCCUUCUAUACUUCGGCAUUUGGCUACAAGAUUGUCGUGUGGGCCUACAUCAAUGGUAGAGGCAAAGAAACUGGGCGUUCCUUGUCUUUGUACGCAUGCGUCUUGUGUGGAGAGUAUGACGCAGUACUUUCCUGGCCGAUCAAACCUCGGUACACGUUUUCAUUGUUGGAUCAAAAUCCAGAUCCUGAAGCGAGAAAUGAUUUAACUCGCACACGAAAAGUUCACGACUUCAAACGUGAUGACGUCAGAAGAAAGGGAAUUGAUCGGCCUGGUCGAGAUGAGAGAGCCAUCAUUGUCGGAUUUGAUGAUUUUGUUAGACACGAAGAACUUGAAGCUGGCAACUUUUUAGCGGAUGAUAUUCUAUUUGUUCGCAUUCUUGUUGAUAUUCCUGAAUCUUGAAUUACCCUCUCAUCCUAGAACAACCUCGCUUCUUUACUUGUUAAGUCGUUUCAUUUUUGGUGUUAAAAUUUCCUACCAAAGUGACGUUUUUAACACAGGAGUCAAAUGUCGGGCAUGCGCAGUGAGAUCAAUUUCUUUGCCAGCUUCGCGCCUAGUUCCUGCGCUAACAAUUCGCUCACUAACCUUUACCUAAAUGACAACACAAGACAACUUUGGGAGGUAAGAGUGUGCUCGUAUUUAGUUUUAAAAAAGGAAAAAACGAACAAAGAAACUACGUAACAAACAGUACAACUUUAAGAUUCAUUACACUCUCUUAAAAUUGCCAUUCUCAUCUUAUAUCGCAUGACAGCAAGAUCAGAACAUGUACGAGCAAAUAUAUUACAAUAGACCGCGUACAAAACUAAUGGAAGCCGUUCAUUAACCAAUUUUCAACAUUACGUAUAAAUUAAAUAACUCCUACCAUAUGGAAUUAAUAUUUUGUUACAAUUUUUUGACUUCAUAGUUGGUUUGCGUAUGCCCAAGUAAAAUGAUUCAAAUGGCCUGCAAGCUAGGGACAUUUAAUGCCUAUGAAAAAAAAAAAAAAA